AUGGCGGAGAUUGAAGGUGUGGAGCAAAGGGCCAGACCAAAGGCAGAAGCACCAGCCGCUGAAAUCCGCCAGAGCGUCAAUGCCCCAGCACCUUUGCCUCAGUUGCCGCCAGAUGCCUGGGGCAUGAUUCAGCGCCACGCGCCGGACUCAGAAGACUGGGCAGCCGCUCAGGAGGCCUGCAUUUCUAUCUGCUGUGCGCCAAUCACAGCUCUGCAUGUGUACUUGGAUGUGCCCGGCGAGCUGCCCUGGGCUGCCCGGAGGUGGGCAGAUGUGGAAACGCUGUCACUCUGUUCCCCGCACAACAAGAUGCACAAAGAGACACAGGCAACAUUGGAUAGCUCAGACCCCAACGAGGUGCAGCCCCUGACGAAGCUGACUCAGCUGGAGAUAAGCACAGGGGACGACUCCGAUGACGAUAAUGACGUGGCAGAUAUCUUGAAAAUCUCUGCAGCUUGGAAACGCUUUGCAUAG
This is a messenger RNA of Coccomyxa subellipsoidea C-169, 471 nucleotides long. RefSeq lists its product as hypothetical. The transcript is spliced from 4 exons. The record is from RefSeq and is a predicted model, not a curated record. NCBI's taxonomy places the organism in Eukaryota, Viridiplantae, Chlorophyta, Trebouxiophyceae, Coccomyxaceae. The coding region runs from base 1 to 471 and encodes 156 amino acids.